AUGGUCAAAUAUUUUAGGAUAUAUGUCUGUAAGAGGUUUUAGCCACUGUUUAUGUCCUGUUUUUUCAUUUCUUUUCUACCCAGAAACGGGGUUUUGUCUUCUCCUCUCCAUUUUUCACCCACAGAUAUACGAAUUUCAUUUCGGAUUUUGAUCUCUCAAUUAAUUCUUCGGGAAUUGGAUUCUUGAUUUCAUGGAUCUCUUCCGUUUCCCCACUGAAUUCCGGAUCCCCCCUUUGAAAUUCGUGUAAUUUGGCAACAUCAUUAUUCUUCUUCUUCUCGUCGAAUAAUUUGAAAUCUGAGCUCGAAUUUGGAUCUUGUUUUGAAAUAAGAUCAUUCUUCCACAGUGAAAGUGGCGAAUCUCUGCGCGUUUGAUGAGUUUGUAUGGCAAUGAAUGCCUAAGACAUGGUGAUGAAGAAGAGAUUGGAUAAUGGAUUCAGUGGCUUUUCGGACUGGACCGUGCCGAGAGGUCCGAGAUCUCUUAGAAAGAGGGUUCAUCGGAAGGAAGAUUUCGAAGAUGGCCAGAUCUGUGCAAUUGAAUUGCUGGCUUCUUUAGCAGGGAAGCUUCUGCAGGAUGGCGAAAGCACGGCUUGUAGUAACACGUCUGAUGGGGAUCACUCGGUGAUUGGAACGAAUGUUGUCAAGGAAGAACGAUCGAGCGAAGAGAAAGCUUUCAAGGUGGAAUGCUGUGAUGGUGGUAGCUGCGAAAGUUGUGAUCUUGUCUUAGGAAAGACUGAUCAGAAGCAAAAUUUGAAGAAACCCCAAUAUGUAGAUAAUAAUACUGUUUUCGAUUGUACUUCAGUAGUCGUAAAUUCUAACUGCUCGGACGAGGCCUGUGGCGAUGUUAAGCAUGUGAUUUGCAAGGCGGAGUUUGGAGAUUACGGUGCGAAACCGGAGGAAGGCUCCCCUGAUUUUCAAGAAUCAACUGACACUGGUAUGAAGACUGUAAAUGAAGAACAACACGAGGCUAAGGGAUUUGGAAUUGGAUUUCCAAACAUGGCUGAUUCACACAAUUCUAAGGGCUUUAAAAAAUCCUAUGGGAAAUCAUCAACUAUGGCCAAUUCGAGCUUCAAAACUAAAUCGCCAUUGUCGACCGAUGCAAUUCGUAGUUCUUUUUCCAGAUAUAGGAAUUACUUUUUAGCAAGUAGAGAUGAUGAUGAAAAAUUUAGGUUCAAUAAAUCUAGCAUUCACUCAAACUCGUUUAGGCCUCCAUCGCGAAUUGCAGGUCGACGAAUAAGGAAAUUACUGAAUUCGAAACACUGGAAAGCAGCUCCAAAACUGAAGGACUGUGAGGUUCCUAGAUCUGAAUCUAUUGAUGAGGAAACAAGAAACCCAUUUCGCAAGAGGAAGUUGUAUUUCCAAGGUGAUAGACUUUGUAAACGUAGGCGAUUUUUCGACCGAAGCUCCAUGGUGAAUUCUGAUGGAGGGAUGAGCAGUGAAAGCGUUACCAACUCUCCCGAGAAGAUCAUCCAUGUCGAUAAGACUGGCUUAGCUGCAGUAUUGCAUGGAGCAAGUAUGGCAACAUCAGGCCAACAAGCAUCCUUCCCCUCCAAAGAUGCUCAUGUGAAAUUUAGCAUUAGAUCAUUCAAGGUACCAGAGUUAUUCAUUGAUGUGCCCGAAGAUGCUACGGUUGGUUCCCUGAAGAAGAUAGUACUUGAGGCAGUAACCGCUAUUCUCAAGGGCGGAUUACGCGUCGGGGUUCUCGUUCACGGGAAGAAGGUUAGAGAUGACAACAGAACCCUAUUGCAGACCGGGCUUUCUUGUAAAGAUAAUUUGGAUACUGUUGGUUUCUCGUUGGAGCCAAAUCUUGUGCAUAAUACAACUAUACCUUUGUGUUCCGACGAUCCUCCUUCGAUGUUAGAACAUGACACGUCCGAACUCCUACCCAGCUCGCCUGUAAAUCCUGUUUCGAGCUUGGAAAUACGUGAUGUCGCCUUACCUAACACUACGUUGACCAACUCCCGAAACCAAGAUGAAAAUAAACACGAACUGAUUACAACAAGCAUUGACAAGUUACCUGACGAUUCUUUACAAGAUUGCAAAGCUUUAGUUCCUGUUCCAGAGAUGACUAUGGAGCCACUAGCUGUAGUUCCCUUGAAUCCAAAAUCUAAGCGUUCCGAAGUUGUACAGCGUCGAACAAGGAGACCCUUCUCUGUUUCAGAAGUAGAGGCACUAGUUCAGGCCGUUGAGGAGCUAGGAACUGGAAGGUGGCGGGACGUUAAGUUCCGUGCAUUUGAAAAUGCAGAUCACCGAACUUACGUGGAUUUAAAGGACAAAUGGAAAACAUUGGUUCAUACGGCGAGAAUAUCGCCUCAGCAGAGAAGGGGCGAGCCUGUUCCCCAAGAACUUCUGGACCGGGUGCUGGCAGCACACGCUUAUUGGUCGCAACAUCAGGCAAAGCAACACAGUGGCAAGCAUCAUCAAGCUGGAGUUGUGAAGGCCAUUGAGGGCUCCAGCAGUUAGGCUUGUCAUCUUAAAGAAGACACCCACAUCAUAUGUAAAAAGGAAUAGGUAAAAUUGACACUUUGCUGUAAUCAAAUCAAGAAAGACAAACUGUAAGCAUUUCAAAUUGCUGUAUUCUCACACUUCGAUUCGUUGUUUAGUUUCCCAUUGGGAAGAGUUGUCAUUUGUAAAUAUGAUUCUUGUAAUAAUGAAAUUCUAACAGAAUUCUUUCUGUCUGUAGACAUUCAAUGUAUUCGGUUUUAUUGCAGUCAAAUCAAUGUCAUGAAACUCAACUGUAAAUCUUUGCUGGGUAAUAUUUUGACCCAAGUUAUUUUUUCUA
Messenger RNA from Momordica charantia (bitter melon), 2778 nucleotides. Its product is annotated as telomere repeat-binding protein 3. Lineage: Eukaryota; Viridiplantae; Streptophyta; Magnoliopsida; Cucurbitales; Cucurbitaceae. The record is from RefSeq and is a predicted model, not a curated record.